AUGCCUAAAACCAACAAAGUGAUAGAGAUUGAGAUUGAAAAAGCAAUAGACUCUCUUUCUAAUCAAUCUAAACCUAAUAUUGCAAAAACUGCGCGAGAAUUCGCGGUUUCCGAGAGCCGGCUACGACGAUGA
Penicillium digitatum Pd1 is the source of this 132-nucleotide messenger RNA. Lineage: Eukaryota; Fungi; Ascomycota; Eurotiomycetes; Eurotiales; Aspergillaceae. The record is from RefSeq and is a predicted model, not a curated record.